CUACGGUCGCUGGAGUGGAGAUAUAAAGCAGUUCCAAGGUCGUCGCGUCCAGUCAGUCCCGUUACACGAUGCCGAGCACAGCGCAAGCGCACUGGGUCCUCCUGGUACUAGCCGUCCUGGCAGCCGAUAUCGUGCUGUGCCAGAGGCCAGGAGGGCGGAAGCCCGGGGCUAAGCCCGCGACCCCGCGGCCCCAACCCUCGCCUCAGCCACAGGAGGGUGACGAACUGACGGACGAGUGUCCGGAACCCAACGGGUACUUCGCGGACGGCUACCAGUGCGACAAGUACUACGAAUGUAUAGAAGGCGCCAUCACGGAGAAGCUGUGCCCUGACGGUAUGGUGUUCAACGACUACAGCACUAUGGUCGAGAAGUGCGACUUGCCCUUCAACAUCGACUGCUCCACGAGAGCCGAAUUACAAAAGCCGAAACCAUCUUUGCACUGCCCCCGCCAGAACGGCUACUUCGCCCAUGAAGACUCGAAGAUCUGCGACAAGUUCUAUUUCUGUGUUGACGGCAAGUUCAACAUGAUCACGUGUCCCGAUGGGUUGGUGUACAACGAGCGCACAGGGAUCUGUACCUGGCCUGAUGAGGCCAAGAAGGCCGGCUGCUCCUCACAAGAAGUGUUCAAGUUCAGCUGUCCAGAGGUGGGUAUCGCCGAGGCCCAGCAACACCCCAGGUAUGCGGACCCCGACGACUGCCAGUUCUUCUAUGUCUGCAUCGACGGCAAGAUCCCGAGACGCAACGGUUGCAAGCGAGGGCAAGUCUUCAAUGACGUCACCAGGAACUGCGACUGGCCCAGGAAUGUGGCAGAAUGCAAAGAAUGGUACAAGGGAAUCAUAUCUGAUGAAGAACUGGAAGCCCUCGAGUUCCCCAGGCCCAAGAACAGGACAACUGAGUACCGCAACCAGGCCAGUCGCAGGAAGGGAGCGAGUUCCAGACCGCUCCUGGAGGACUGAUAGUGACGUCACUUAGGCCGAUGACGUCAUCACCGAGGUUUCUCCGUGUCUUGCUCCGCCGAGAACAGCCCAACUUGAACACUUCGACGACUGAUGUGAACCUGAUCAAGGGUUUCAGACUCUAUGGACUGAAAAUCAAACAGUGUCCGUUUCUAGCAAGUUGUGCUAGUCCUUAGGACUUAAAUUUAUAUAACAUUUUCACAAUGAACAUAGUUCGUAAAAAAUUGUUUUUAUCAUUAAUGCAAGUUCCUAAUAGAGAAAAUCUGUAAUGCGUUAUGCGCAUUUAAGAUAAGUUUGCUGUAAACAUGCCAAUUAUUCAUAUUUUGCUUUAUACUAAAUUUACAAUCUUUAUCAAUUCACUUGUAAUGAUGUUAUACAUUGUUUCUAAAAAAUACUAUUUUUAGCA
Messenger RNA from Homalodisca vitripennis (glassy-winged sharpshooter), 1362 nucleotides. Its product is annotated as protein obstructor-E-like. Gene Ontology annotation, cellular component: extracellular region. The transcript is spliced from 5 exons. Bases 69 to 956 code for a protein of 295 amino acids. The record is from RefSeq and is a predicted model, not a curated record. Gene Ontology annotation, molecular function: chitin binding. NCBI's taxonomy places the organism in Eukaryota, Metazoa, Arthropoda, Insecta, Hemiptera, Cicadellidae.